This is a messenger RNA of Microcebus murinus (gray mouse lemur), 1378 nucleotides long. It is a transcript of the gene ANKRD7, whose product is annotated as ankyrin repeat domain 7. Gene Ontology annotation, molecular function: protein binding. The record is from RefSeq and is a predicted model, not a curated record. Lineage: Eukaryota; Metazoa; Chordata; Mammalia; Primates; Cheirogaleidae.
CCUGGCAACCAACGCCUGCCCAGGCCUAGGCCAGGAGUGGGUAAGGGGAGGGCCCAGCCUACUUCCCGUCUCCGUACAAGUCUGCUCUGGGGAGGGUGUCCCGGGGCUGUUAGCCACGUGCUGAGAGGCGGAGCAGGCAGUUAAGAGACCCACAAACUACCUGGCCCGACCUGAGGACAACAGCCUGCGGCGCCAUGAAGAAGCUUUUCUGCUUCCGGAGGAGGAAGGGAAAGCCCCACAGCCGUACCUCCUCAGACCUGCCCAUGGGCUUGGGCUACGACCUUCGAGACAAGGAUUUAAAGAAACUUCACAAAGCUGCUUCAGUAGGGGAUUCGGAGGAGCUGAGGAAGUAUCUCCAGCUCAAGAAACUUGAUGUGAACAUGCGGGACAAAGAAUACAGAACACCUUUGCACUUGGCCUGUGCUAAUGGAUAUAUGAAUAUCGUAUGUCUCCUAAUUGAGAAACAAUGUGAAAUAAAUGUCCUGGAUAGUGAAAACAGAUCUCCAUUGAUUAAGGCAGUACAAUGUCAAAGGGAGGAUUGUGUUACUGUUCUUCUAAGCUGUGGUGCAGACCCAGAACUGGUGGAUUUUAAUCAUAAUACUGCUCUACAUUAUGCUGUCUGUGGUCAAAGUGUCUCAUUAGUUGAAAAGUUGCUUAAACACAAAGCUAAUCUAGAAGCUAAAAAUAAGGAUGGGUAUACUCCACUUUUACUUGCUGUUAGUGAAAAUAAUGAAGAAAUGGUAAAAUUUCUUCUGAGGAAAGGGGCAGAUGUGAAUGCUACAGAUAACAAUCAAAGAACAGCCCUUAUGAUUGCUAUCAGUAAUGAACCAACAAGUUUAGUAAAUAUUCUUCUUCAGCAAGAUGUGGAUCUAUCUUGUCAAGAUAUUUAUGGAUUCACAGCUGAGGAAUAUGCUUCUUUUAAUGGUUUUACUGUAUACUAUCAAUUAAUUUCUAAUUAUGGAAUGAAGGAAAACAGCAAACAGAUGAAUUGUACUAAAUAGAUAACUUUGGACACUACAUGUGAUAUCAAAGAACUGAAGGAAGAUGUGCAACCAUUUCUGCAAAUCCUUUGCUGAUUCCUUGGAUUAAAAAAGCAUAUUUUAAAAGAGCUAUUAAGUGAACUAUCACAACAUUUUUGCUGACUACUCAUUUGAAGAAAAGUUUGUUAAAUGGAGAAGAAUUUUUUUUUUUUACCUUAGAAGGCGUAAACAUCUGUAUCAUGAACCAUCAGCUGAAAAGAUAGAAUUCGUGUUCAGUUUAUAGGCAGAGAAAAAUUUGUGGUUAAAAUAUUGAAUGAGAUACUGGUGAGAGUAAACUGUGUUAUGCAUGUAUUGGAACAUUUAAAUAAAAUAAAAAUACUAACAUCUCAGCUACAAAA